Messenger RNA from Centruroides sculpturatus (bark scorpion), 542 nucleotides. RefSeq lists its product as uncharacterized. The transcript has 2 exons. The record is from RefSeq and is a predicted model, not a curated record. Lineage: Eukaryota; Metazoa; Arthropoda; Arachnida; Scorpiones; Buthidae. The annotation marks the transcript as partial.
UUUUUCUUUAAUAUAAUGCUUAGCAAUACUACAUUACAGAAAUCAAGUGGUGAAGUUAACAUGGAAUCAACAAGUAAUGAAGUGUUACAUGUUUCUGAAUUUUCAUUAACUGUUGAACGUCAAGUAGAUGAAUAUAUGAAAUCUGAUAUUGUAAAAGCAGCAAUUGAACCUGGAAUUUUCCCUCCUCAUAUGAUUAGAGAAGUUUUAUUAAGGAGAGUACAAAAUGGUGAUGGAAACUUUGAGAAUGCAGAUGAAUUAUGUGAAACCGUACUGAAUUUACAACAAGAAAUGGAAAAUAAUGCAAGCAAUGAAUCAACAAAUAUUGAUGAAGAACCUAUGGAAGUAAACAAAGAAAUGAAUGUUACAGUUAGACCUUCAACAAGUCCUUCAGAAGAUGUUCAACCAUCAUGUUUUUCUGUUUCUGGACAAAGUACUAGUGGAUCUGCUUCUAUGGAUGGUAAACUUUUUAAAUUAUAUAUCAAGCAUUUAAGACUUUUAAAUGAUUUUUUCUUUGGUGUUUUGAUUGUUAUGAGUUUAGUGAU